This is a messenger RNA of Trypanosoma conorhini, 1287 nucleotides long. RefSeq lists its product as uncharacterized. The record is from RefSeq and is a predicted model, not a curated record. Lineage: Eukaryota; Euglenozoa; Kinetoplastea; Trypanosomatida; Trypanosomatidae. The transcript has a single exon. The coding region runs from base 1 to 1287 and encodes 428 amino acids.
AUGAGGUCGUGUGGGGCCGCAGUGUUGAUCUACACUCUUCUCGCCACGCUCACCGCGGCGGGCGACCUCGUCGGGGCUGCGCCUGCGCCCACCACAAGUGCCCGAGAGUCCCGGCAGAUGCACAAGCUUUGGGUCGCGAUUUACCUGAACGCCACGGCGUACUCCGCGGCCGCAUCGAUCCCACAGUCUUUUCUGGUGGCAUUUGAAAAGGACUUGCGUGAGCGCCUCCUCCGCCACAUGCCGUUGCUGCGUGGUGCCGCCUCCGCAAACCACUCUUCCACUGGCUCCGUGUCUUGCGCUGCUCCCUGUUUCCCUUCCCGGGGUGCGGCGGCGGUGGAUGCCCCCCGGGGACGUGGGGCCGCCUGCUCCCACUAUCCCCCUGCACUUUUUUGCAAGUGGGAGGUUGAAGCGGCGGCGCCCACUCCGGCGGAACUCUAUCUAGCGUGCCGGAGGCGCGUCCAGGGGCUGUACAUGGCGGCGGACGCCACGGAGACCGCGGGCGCCAGCGGCAAUAGGGACGUUUUUGGGCGCUCCUCAGAGGCGUAUUGCAACCUGACCGGCGACCGGCGUCCUCUGGUGGCGGUGGGUGGCGACUGCUAUCGCGGCGCCCUCUUCGCUGCUCCGACAGGCAGCAAGUGCGGCCGGGUGACGUGCGCGGAGGUGGCCAUGAUUCUGCUGGCGACUGCCCUCGCACUGGUCGUGGUCGCCGCUGCGGUGUAUCUUUGCCGCCGCUCAUUUUUUGGCCGCCUCCUCGCCACCAACCCCGACAGCGCUGAGGCGGCCUCGUCCUCGCAUCUGGCCGUCCGCCUGGCGGACCACAAGGAGCGCGGCGGUGACGCGGCCCCUGAGCCGUGGAGCCGGCCCGCGGAGGCCCGCACUCCCUCCCCUCCACACUUUCACGCUUCUUUAGGGAACUCUAAGCCUCCGCCGUCCCAGUCACUGAGCCCAAAGGCCGCGCGUUUUCCAAAGACGGAGGAGCGCACGACCAAUGUGUCGUCAAGUAGUGGGCGAACGCCCGGCUACUCGGAGCACAGGCAAGUCCUAACGCCGGGCUCCACGCACUCAAAGCGCCACCGUUCAACGCCGCGGGAGUAUGAACCACCGCCGGUGAAUGGUGUUGAGGUGGCCAUGCACGCUGGAAGCAGAGUGGAAGAUUCGAGCGUUUUGCACUUAGAAAAAGCCUCUCCCGUCGCCCGCGAGGUUGACAUAUCGAAUGAGGAGCGGGAUCAGCUGCGGCUCCAGCGUUCAUGGCUCAGGGAACACGUGAUAGGCCUUGAUGCACUGUAA